Messenger RNA from Thlaspi arvense, 624 nucleotides. The record is from the annotation of a GenBank genome assembly. Lineage: Eukaryota; Viridiplantae; Streptophyta; Magnoliopsida; Brassicales; Brassicaceae.
CCAGGAUGCUCUUCUGUUGGAUACGGAGCAACAGAAGAAAUUGGUCCGUUUCUUGCGGACACCAACGAAAAAGGACUUAUAUUUAAUCCAUACGCAUGGAAUAAAGGUAAGUUUUGUAUAGGCCAGCAUGCUGUUUUUAGAAUCUCCCGUCGGCGUUGGCUUUUCGUAUUCAAACACGAGAGUAGCGAUUAUAUAAAUCUUGACGAUAACUUUGCAACCAGAGAUGCGUACACUUUUCUUUGCAACUGGUUUGAGAAAUUCUCAGAAUACAGAGGAAAUGAGUUCUCUAUAUCGCAGGCGAAAGCUAUGCAGUUGGGGAAUCCUGAGACAUCAAUUGUAGAAGACUGGAGAGGUUGGGUGGAUUAUGCAUGGAGCCAUGCAGUGAUAUCGGACGAGACAUAUAGAAUCAUAAGCAAGUCUUGCAAUUUCAGCAGCGAUGAUUAUUGGGGCGACAAGUGCCAUGAGGCCAUAACAGAAGUUGAGAAGCAGUACAACGAGAUCGAUGUCUUUAGCCUCUAUACCUCGGUUUGUAGAGGAGAUAAUGCACAAUCUUCUUAUUUUGAAUCAGCACAGUUCAAAACAAAUUCUCACAUUAGCUCCAACAGGGUACGUGUAUUAUAUAAU